Molecule: messenger RNA, 962 nt
Organism: Melopsittacus undulatus (budgerigar)
Lineage: Eukaryota; Metazoa; Chordata; Aves; Psittaciformes; Psittaculidae
Gene: CALN1
Product: calneuron 1
Exons: 5
Coding region: 4-660 (218 amino acids)
Cellular component (GO): trans-Golgi network membrane
Molecular function (GO): calcium ion binding
Source: RefSeq, a predicted model, not a curated record
AAGAUGCCAUUCCACCAUGUAACAGCUGGCUUGUUGUACAAAGGCAACUACCUGAACCGCUCACUCUCCGCUGGCAGUGACAGCGAACAGCUAGCGAAUAUCUCCGUGGAGGAACUAGAUGAAAUCCGUGAAGCUUUCCGGGUGCUGGACAGGGAUGGGAAUGGCUUUAUAUCCAAGCAGGAGCUGGGCAUGGCAAUGCGUUCCCUGGGAUACAUGCCCAGUGAGGUGGAGUUGGCGAUUAUCAUGCAGCGCCUUGACAUGGAUGGGGAUGGCCAGGUUGAUUUUGAUGAAUUUAUGACUAUUCUGGGACCUAAGCUGGUGUCAUCGGAAGGCAGAGAUGGCUUUCUGGGAAAUACAGUAGACAGCAUAUUCUGGCAGUUUGACAUGCAGAGGAUAACACUGGAAGAGCUGAAACACAUCCUUUACCAUGCCUUCCGGGACCAUUUAACGAUGAAGGACAUCGAGAACAUCAUUAUCAAUGAAGAGGAGAGUUUAAAUGAAAACUCUGGCAACUGCCAAACAGAGUUUGAAGUGCACGCCCAGAAGCAGAACAGACAGACCUGUGUACGGAAGAGCCUUAUCUGUGCGUUUGCCAUGGCCUUUAUUAUAAGCGUGAUGUUGAUCGCGGCCAACCAGAUCCUGCGGAGUGGCAUGGAGUAGCCUCUCACCAUGACACUGUGAACCAAACUGACCAUGCAUGCGCAUGCCACCGGGUGAGCUCCCCCCGAACCGACUCUCACACGGCAAAGAGACAGAGGCAGGCAGAUAAAGCACCAUUCGACAAGGAGCCUGAGGCCAGCAGCGUAAUGUGUCUUGUGAAUCAACUACAUUCUUUUGGCAGGGACAUAAAAGGGCUGUCUUAAUGCUUUAAAGGUUUUGUUUCCUAAUGCAAUAAAAAAUAAUAUACAGGAGUCCCAACUUAUUGCUUCAAAACAGCAAUGGUAACUUGGAAGAGACUUACA